Messenger RNA from Dunckerocampus dactyliophorus (ringed pipefish), 4464 nucleotides. Its product is annotated as H(+)/Cl(-) exchange transporter 4. Gene Ontology annotation, cellular component: Golgi apparatus; early endosome; synaptic vesicle. Gene Ontology annotation, biological process: transmembrane transport; chloride transport. The record is from RefSeq and is a predicted model, not a curated record. The transcript is spliced from 12 exons. The coding region runs from base 166 to 2475 and encodes 769 amino acids. Gene Ontology annotation, molecular function: voltage-gated chloride channel activity. NCBI's taxonomy places the organism in Eukaryota, Metazoa, Chordata, Actinopteri, Syngnathiformes, Syngnathidae.
AUGGACGCUUCAUGUUAGGGGAGAAGGUUGACUGACUGCUGACUGUGUGUUUGUUUGUUUUUUUGUCUAACCGUGCACCUGAAAUGGGUGCCGUUAUUUGUAUUCAUUAAAAUAUUCCUAUAUAUAUUAUAAUAAAAUCCCCUUAACGGUUGGACGGACUCCAAAAUGGAGGCGGGUGAAGGUGCGAGCAGCGCCACGCCCACAGAUGAGAUGAAUGGAGCUGGCAACUUGAUGGACUUCCUGGAGGAACCUUUUCCUGAUGUUGCCACGUAUGAAGACUUUCAUACCAUCGACUGGCUAAGAGAGAAGUCACGAGACACCGACCGCCACCGCAAGAUCACCAGUAAGAGUAAAGAGUCGAUAUGGGAGCUGAUCAAGAGCCUGCUCGAUGCCUGGUCUGGAUGGGUUGUGAUGCUGCUCAUUGGACUCCUCUCAGGUACGCUGGCUGGAGUCAUCGACCUGGCAGUGGAUUGGAUGACGGAUCUAAAGGAGGGUGUGUGUCUGUCCGCUUUCUGGUACAGCCACGAACAGUGCUGCUGGACGUCUAACGAGACAACCUUUGACGACCGUGACAAGUGUCCACAGUGGCAGAAGUGGGCAGAACUGAUGACAGGCCAUUCUGAGGGUGCUGGAGCAUAUGUGCUAAACUACUUCCUGUACAUCUUGUGGGCUCUUUUCUUCUCCUUCCUGGCUGUGUCACUCGUGCGAGUGUUUGCUCCGUACGCUUGCGGCUCAGGAAUCCCAGAGAUCAAGACCAUUCUCAGUGGCUUCAUCAUCCGUGGUUAUUUGGGAAAAUGGACGCUGCUCAUCAAGACUGUCACACUGGUGCUGGCAGUGUCAUCGGGCCUCAGCCUGGGGAAAGAGGGUCCUCUGGUCCAUGUUGCAUGCUGCUGUGGAAACCUCUUCUGCAGCCUCUUCUCCAAGUACAGCAAGAACGAGGGAAAGCGACGAGAGGUGUUGUCGGCUGCAGCGGCUGCUGGUGUGUCUGUGGCAUUUGGCGCACCCAUCGGAGGGGUUCUUUUCAGUCUGGAGGAGGUCAGCUACUACUUCCCUCUCAAGACUUUAUGGCGUUCGUUCUUUGCCGCACUGGUCGCUGCUUUCACGCUGCGCUCCAUCAACCCAUUUGGCAACAGCCGCCUGGUGCUGUUCUACGUGGAGUACCACACGCCAUGGUACAUGGCUGAGCUGGUGCCCUUCAUCCUGCUAGGCGUCUUUGGUGGCCUUUGGGGGACCCUCUUCAUCCGCGCCAAUAUCGCCUGGUGUCGGCGGAGGAAGACAACCCAGCUGGGGAAAUACCCGGUUCUGGAAGUCAUCGCAGUGACAGGCAUCACCGCUGUGCUAGCAUAUCCCAACCCGUACACACGGCGCAGUACCAGUGAGCUCAUCUCUGAACUCUUCAACGACUGUGGAGCGCUCGAGUCGUCUCAGCUGUGCGACUACAUCAACAACCCCAAUAUGAGCCGACCUGUCGACGACAUCCCGGACCGCCCGGCUGGCCCCGGUGUUUACAAUGCUCUGUGGCAGCUGGCGCUCGCUCUUGUCUUCAAGAUUGUCAUCACCAUCUUCACUUUUGGCAUGAAGAUCCCGUCAGGGCUCUUUAUUCCCAGCAUGGCCGUGGGUGCCAUCGCAGGGCGCAUCGUAGGCAUCGCGGUGGAACAGAUGGCAUACCACCAUCAUGACUGGAUCAUCUUCAAAAACUGGUGCCGGCCUGGCGCCGACUGUGUCACACCUGGACUCUACGCCAUGGUGGGUGCCGCGGCCUGUCUGGGUGGCGUGACCAGGAUGACUGUCUCUUUGGUGGUCAUCAUGUUCGAGCUCACCGGUGGUCUCGAGUAUAUCGUUCCGCUGAUGGCAGCCGCUGUCACCAGCAAGUGGGUGGCUGAUGCCUUUGGGAAGGAAGGCAUCUAUGAGUCGCACAUCCAGCUCAACGGGUAUCCAUACCUGGAUGUCAGGGAUGAAUUCACCCACCGCACCUUGGCUGCUGAUGUCAUGCGACCUCGCAGGAACGACCCACCGCUGGCCGUCCUCACGCAGGAUGCCACCACUGUGGAGGACGUGGAGACGCUGAUCAAAGACACAGAUUAUAAUGGCUUCCCAGUUGUUGUCUCUCGAGAGUCUGAGCGGCUCAUCGGCUUUGUGCAGCGCAGAGACCUCACGCUCGCAAUCAAAAACGCCCGUCAGAAACAAGAUGGUGUGGUGAGCAGCUCGGUAGUCUACUUCACAGAGGACGCACCGCAGUUGCCAGCCAGCACCCCACAGCCGCUGAAGCUGCGUCGCAUACUGAACCUGAGCCCGUUUACCGUCACUGACCACACACCCAUGGAGACUGUGGUGGACAUAUUCCGCAAGCUGGGUCUCCGCCAGUGUCUAGUCACACGCAGCGGGCGUCUGCUCGGCAUCAUCACCAAGAAGGACGUUUUGCGUCACAUGGCGCAAAUGAUGAACCAGGAUCCAGAGUCCAUUAUGUUCAAUUAGCUCCGUGACAUGCUGCACCCUGUAAAAUUGUGAGAAUGCCCUCCCACCUCUGAACAGGCGAGUCUCACCUUUGGCACGUAGCGCUGUCAUGUCACUCACGGUCCACCUGUUGCUAAAUGGUCCACGUCUGGAGUCUUUUCUCAAAACAUCUUUUUAUUUUUGGGACAGCAGGUUUGCACAGUGCUCGUAUGUACAAACGUGUGAAUGUUUGUGUUUGAAUUUGAGGAUGAAUUUUUUUUUUUUUUUUAAGGGUUAAAUGACUAAAAAGUUUAAUGUAGUGAUUUAACGGAUUCUUUUAAUACUGUAAUACAGGGGUGUCCAAAACUUGUCCACCAGAGGCCACAUAGAUAAGAAAUUGAUGGAUGCGGGGGCCACUGAAUAUUUUGUACAUAAAAGAUGCAAAAACCAAUCCAUUGUGGGUCAAUAUAUACUAAACUAUCCAAACAAAACAUCAUUAUCUUACUUUUGUGUUAUAGGUGACAAAGCAAAUUCAUGUAAUAUCUAAUGAUAUAUUUCAUUAAUAAUUUAUUUUAUUCUCAAAAUGCAGUCGCCCUUGCCACUUUGCGCUUCGAAUUUCGUGGCUUCACUCUACAUGUUUUUUCAAAAUAUAUGAAUUAAUAAAUCAUACUGUUUCAUGGUUGACUACAGCCUAUUAUUAGACAUAUUUAAUUUGGGCCUAUAUUAAGCAUUUUCAAGCAUAAAAAUGUCUAAAUUAACUAAAAUACAAAUAAAAGACAUUCAGAAGACUCAUUCAAAGACGUGAUAAUGAAGUAUUCUACACUGGUCCCUAGGUGUCAGUGAUGUUACAUUGAUGAGACAAUAGUCGCCACAGGAAGUACUGUACAGAAAUAGGAAGUAAAAAAAUAAAUAAACAGGGAGCUCUAUAUACGCUAACAAGUCGAGUCUAUAUUGUGUCUCAUUUUCUUUUAUGUCUACUAUAUUGGAUAAUACAAGUGUAAAGGUGACUAUAGGGAUGUUUUUUCAUGACUAGAGGGCUCUAUUAAUGUUAAAAAUUGUAUUUAGAAGGUCAUAUAGAGGUUUUAUAUGCUCACUAUGAAAAUAUUUGCUUUAUAAAUAUUUUUAUAUAUUUAAUAGAAUCCGGAAAUACAGUAUCAUGGUCGGGUGUGGAACCGAUUAACCACGAUAAAUGAGGGAUGACUGUAUGCCGAGAGCCAGUUAAAAAAAGGGGGCGCGGGUGUGGGCUAAAAGCGGUUCCUGGGCCACACUUUGGACACCCCUGUUGUAAUGUAUCUAAUCACUGUGGCAACUCUACACAACUCAAUACAGUAAUGAUGGGAAGGACACUUGCACACUUCCUACUUUCCUAAUCUACAUACUGUACUCCCAUAAGUAAACAGUCAGUCAGUUUGUGUGUGCCAUACGAUGCCAUGCCCUGUGUUGUCUUUUUGUUGUGGUGAAGAAUAACUAAUACAUCAGAUGCUCACGUCCAUCACACUGGACUGAAAAUGUGAAUGGGGGAGCGACUGUAAGUGUUGCGCUGAAUCUAUCUUGAAAUGCCAACAGAAUGUAUUGAAAUGUGUAUUUAUGUGAUUUAAUUUAUUUUUUUCAUUCAUAUUUUCAACAAUGAGAUAUUUGCACUUUGGUUGGGACAUGUAAAUGCAGUGAUGGAAAAUAAAGUAUUUGUCUUACCAUCAAAAAUCACCUAAAAUAGUAGUGUAACAUAUGUUAAACACUUGUUUAUUUCAAUAUUACCUACAUUCACACGAUUGUUAGAACAGAACUUUUAUCAUCUGACUAUGUCGGCCUCAUCAGGGUUUGGUGGUCACCUCCUCGUGCUGGGUAGCCCUCUGCAGGUCUGAGUAGUAUUCCAGGGCUCUCUGCACUGGCUCCAGAAUAUGUUGCUGCGGGGCGAAACACACAAGAGGGCUUUAAAUGGUUGCAGGUUGUAGAAGAAUCACGUCGUAGAUGUUUUACCUCUAGACAAGGGAAGAGCUUGGUGAGCUCGGUGAAUAGUGGUAGCAGGACAAA